AUGGAGACAACGAACGAUACUAGUAAUCUUCUGGAUCUACCAGAGGAACUCCUGCGCAAGAUCUUCUGUGAUUAUUUGAGCGCGGUCUCGGAACGCCAUUCUCUUCAAUGCGUCAACAAGCGAUUCCAGGCACUGACCAACUCGACCAAGAUGAAGCAGGCUCUACAGAUUUUGCCGCCAUUGGUGGAUGCUUCAGAAUUAACAGACGCUGACUUCGACGAAGAGUGCUCCGACGACUCUCCUCCAAUCACCUCCAGUUUUAGUUGUUUCUUGCCAGAAGAUACAGCCAUGAUGGCCAUUCAACGAUAUCUCCCGUUCGCUCAAGUGGGAAAUCCUGAUGCCCUUUAUCUCUUGGGCCUCAUUGCAACCUAUGUGGAAGACGAUAUCCACACUGGAUUGGCUCUGUUCGCCACUUCACUCGACUCCACAGGUGCAGCACAACCUCAAAAGCAGCGGCUUGGUCGCUCUCAGUUUGAAUUGGGACUCACUCUUCGGCGAAAGCGCAAUUUUCAAGAAUUGGGAGAGCAAAUUAUCCAGCAGACGGCCUUGGCUGUAGGCCAUCCGCACGCUCUCCUUGCCACUACGGAGUGCUCCAGACGAUCUCAGCACGAGGAACUGUACAAAGCUUCGGAAAACGAGACAGCCAUGACACGCAACAUGAUUGGAUUGCAAUUUUUGCUCAACAAGAAACCCAGACCACCCAGGAACGUCAAACUUGAGUUCUGCGGUCAUCCCGCUUGUCCUCGACGAGGAUACAAUACGCAGGUCCGCUAUGCGCGACAUUGGGUCAAAUCCAAGGGAUUCACGUCGGGAUGGGAAAAUUGUCGAGCAGAAAUCAUGGACAGCUGUGCGACUGCCGGACUUGCCAAUUUGCCAGACGCCGUUCAACAUGGAGUUUACUGCGUGCCUUCCUUUUGUGCGUGUAUCCGAUGUGGACGGAAAUUGUACUGCAGCAGAGCUUGUCAACGAUUGCACUGGAAAGAUCACAGGGCGAGUUGUCGACAACCGAGGCGCAUGGCCGCGGCAUUUGGAAGACCGCAGAUCGUUCCCCAGGGUCCAAGGGCCGGUCAACCUGGUAGGCGUAUUCCAUUCCAACGACUCGUUCGGGAAAUUGCAGACGACUUUCGGCAUGACCUACGCUUUCCAGGCGGGCCGCCGUAA
Molecule: messenger RNA, 1161 nt
Organism: Seminavis robusta
Lineage: Eukaryota; Bacillariophyta; Bacillariophyceae; Naviculales; Naviculaceae
Source: the annotation of a GenBank genome assembly